CAGUUGAACUGUGAGUUUACGUCGGGAUGGUACGUCGACUAAACGGUGUCAGGAAGCGUUCCGUAAUUUGGCGCGCGACCAACUACUAAAUCGUAUCUUCAAAAGCACUUUCACUUGAUGAAUUUUGGGCUUAUUACAUUUCAACACACUGCACCCAUAUAGACUCUCAAAAUUUUAAUAAAGUGUCUAACAGUAUACCACUCAAAUUAAAAGUACUGUCACAUACUACCGAUUGCAAUCAGUUAUUAGAAUAAAAUUCUCUAAAAUUUGUGAACUGGUGAAUUUUGAGUGUCUGACCAUAAAAAAUAUGCAGUGUGCAUAUUGCAAUUUCCCAGUGAUUCCACGGGUGUCAAUGAGUGUAUUUUGUAUGUGACAGCGAAAAUUGGAUUCCAUCACCAGGCAUCGGCUUCAUCAUCACCAGGAAUAAUAUAUCAAUGAAGGGUGCUACUUCAUAAUCGAGGCGAUUCAAAAGAUUUCCUGUUCGUAUGUUCAUCUGAAAAAUUCAUGCAAGUACAUGUGGAUUCUUCCGGUGGAAGCUGACAAAAGCGACAUGUAAGACAACAAUUGAUGAAUUGGAGGUGAAGAAAAAAACAAGCAGAAAUUCAAUUGGCAAUUGUUUCAAUACCCUUGAUGUCUAUGAAGUUUUGUAUGGAUUAAUUGAAUGAAACCCGACGAUUUCUUGCACAAGUGACCAUGCAAAAUAGCACAAAUGUUGCAUUAUGUCGAUGAUGAGGCAACUCAAUCCAAGAAAGUAAAGAGUUGAGAAAUAUGGAGCGACGGACCCGGCCACCGGACGUCGAGGAGGCACUCUCCUCAAUGCUCUGGACACCAUACGAAAGGACACCUUCAGCAACAUCCUCCGAUGAGGGUGAAACAUCACCCAAUCGUACAGUUAAAAGCAGACCUAAGGGAAAAUCCGUGAGCUUCUCGGCCCGACCCUACAGCCUGCCCUACUUCAUCCAGACUCCACGGCAUCCGCUUGCCAAACCACCAUCUUAUGAGAAUUUCGCGUUCACGAAGAAGAUCACCACCACACCAUCGAUCAACAACAACAGCUUGCCUUACUCGAGAAUCCCACAUUCGUUCACAGAUAAUUUCGUCCAGUACCAGGAUUCUGUGGUGCCGGUGGUUGUGAGCCAAGGUGGCGCCUUCGGAGCCCACCCGAGUCGCUUCUCGGCGGGUGAUUUUGGAGAUUUGGUGGAUUUGUCGUCAUUGACUGGUCGCAAGGGUGACUGCGUGAUGUAUGCGUCGUCGUCGGGCUGCCAUGGAGACCUACAUUCAUCCAAAUGCGACACCAUCGUGCCUGCCCGAGAGGCUCCGACGGCAAAAAACACACUCGCGGAUCUACCUUCAGUGUUUGGGGUCAGUAAACCUCGUGGUGAUCGGUGCUCGGGUGUGUGUGCGGCGUCACAUGGUGCAGUGUUGAGAGCCGAAGUGGGGGUAGCCUCGGUGGCUUCGGCUCCGGCCGUCACAGCUACUGACAGUUGUGUGCGAGACGACCAGUCGAACGGGUGUUUGUUGCGCGGGAGUGCAUCCGAGAAAGGUGAAAAAGUGGCCCGGAGAAGUGAUUUUGAUUGCCAUGUCCCAGUGAUGAGGUUCAGUGUGCCCGCCGGGACACCAGCCCCCGAGGGCGCCGCCACUGUUUUUGUAGCGGACGCGCCGCGGCCCAGCCUCACGAUUCACGUGAACCAGAGUGAUCAAGAGCAGGAUGUGGUUAACCAGCCGUCUGGUGUGAGUAUUGUUAAUUGUUAUCGAGCAGUGCCUGUGCAACUUGUAAAUAGUGCUAAGAGUGAGUCACAUGUGAAUGCCAAUGAGUGCGCCGAGACCGGUGACACGCAAGUGAGUGAGUGUCCACGCCAAGAGGACAUAGUGAGUGCAUACCCAGAACGUACGUUCACGUCCACUGAGGCGCAAACGGAUGAUCUGCCAGUGCGUGGAACGGAAACAACUUUGAGCCAGGGUGGGAUUAGUGCGCGUGAGCAGAGACGCAGGGAACGCCGGGAGAGGAGGCAGGCACGCACGAGGUCUCAACAUAUUCAUCCACCGGGGGCGGUGGUGAGACCGGCAUUCGAAAUAUUGCCUGAUAUUCUCAACAGUCACCUGCCGCCACCCUAUUCUACCCUGCCCCUCGAUUCAUCAUCGCCGCCACCUCCACCACUCUUGCCGCCGCCACUCAUCCCCACAAUCCCCGUGGGACCCGUGGUGGCAGCCAGCGACACCCGAUACGUCUUCCCAUUGCCCAUCAUCAGACGGUCGCCGUCAGAACGUUCGGGCAAGGGAUGUUGUGGUCAGUGGUUUGCCGGACCCCCCUUGCGAGCCCUGAUAGCAGUCGUGGCACUGGGUGGAGUGGCUUGUGCGAUUGGUGGAGCAGCCCUGGGUGCCACUGGAUUAGCUGGACCACCGUCAUCCCACUUGACGGCCGCUCUUCUGAUGAUAGGCGUGGGGAUCAUCCUGGUAACAGUGAGUGGUGCUGCUUGGCGGAUGACGGCUCCAGGGGCUCCUCCGUGCUUGGGUCUGGGAUCUGGGGCUGACUUUGACCGAUGCGGUAGGCGUCCAUGUAGUGGACGUGGUGCUCCACAUGGUCUCCUCUAUCCAGAGUUCCAGCAUAGGCCACCACCUCCAUCCUACCAGGCCAGCAUGCAGGAGUACCGACUAAGGCUCCUUCUUCUGGACCGAGAUCGCCAGGCGGGUGUUGUUAGGGGUGCGUCUCCACCACCCACGUAUCGAUCGGACGCCGGAAGUCUCCUGAGGCCCUCUCUGCGGUGCAACAGUCCUGCUGUGAGUGUUCUUGGCUCACGCCAACAAGCAGCCCAAGUAUCUGAACAUAGCCUGCCACCGAGCUAUCGUGCCCGCAGUCGGCAUCGUCGGGGCGGCUCCAGAAUCCCCGAAGCAACUACAGACGUCAGUAUUACGCCAGAACAGCAGCAGCAUCUGCAGCAGAUGGCAGUGGGAGCCACAGAGACAGCGGCAGAGACGCCGCCGGAGAGAGUCAGUGAAAAUAGUCAGGCGGCCACGGAGGACGCCAAGGAACAAGUGGACAGGCCGCUGGACAAUCCAGAGGUAUCGGCGGACUCGAGGUGCUCAAGUCGACUGAGUCAGAAGGACCUCGUGACCAUCGUGACAAUCUCCGGCACUUGCAGUGAAGCCAAUGUGCAGAAUGCCACAAGUGAGAUGGACAUUCUUGCUCAUCUGUAGAGAUUGGGGCUCUACAGUCCCCUAGCAAUUCAUCACUGUUCAUUUGAGCCGUAAUGGACGGCAUGUAGAUAGAAACAAAGAGCCCACUUAGGAGGAUGUUUGAGGAGAACAACUAAAACCAUGUGCCUGAUAAAUGAAAGAGAAAUAUAAAGAGAAGAUUAUUGUGUAAUAAUAAUGUUGAAAAAGAAUUAAAAAUAAAUCAAUUGACGAAAAA
Molecule: messenger RNA, 3409 nt
Organism: Phlebotomus papatasi
Lineage: Eukaryota; Metazoa; Arthropoda; Insecta; Diptera; Psychodidae
Exons: 7
Coding region: 769-3195 (808 amino acids)
Source: RefSeq, a predicted model, not a curated record